UUCUCUCUCUCUCCUACACGUCGCGUGCCCCAAGGCGAUUGUCCUUGAUAUAAAGACAUAGACCGCAUCGAAUAUCGCCACAGCCAGAUAAACGAUCCAUAGGACUCAGCUUUUUUGGCUACGGAGCGCCAACGCGACCGCCGUGUCUGACUGGCGUCAGGCCAUCUGCACUUCCAUCUCGAAGCUCGAGUCUCGCAUCCUCAGAUCGCGGUUCCAUUAUCAACUCGCAACACCCGAAACAAUGUCUCGUGCAGGCGGCACCAGCACCAUCUCGGUGCGCCAUGCCUCCAGCUCCUCCGCCUCUUUCGUCUCCGCCCCUCUCCCGCCCGCAGACCAGGACGAAGCUUGUCCCGUGUGCAAAACCACACGCUACUUCAACAAGGACAUGGAGUUCAAAAUCAAUACCGAGUGCUACCACCGCAUGUGCAAGACGUGCGUUGAGCGAAUCUUCAAGGACGGUCCGAAUCAGUGCCCUUAUGCGGGCUGUCACAAGACGCUCCGCUUAAGAGGCUUCAAGACGGCCUUCUUCGGAGACUUGGGCGUCGAGCGGGAGGUGGACAUUAGGAGGAGGGUGGCAGCCGUGUUCAACAAGGCCGAAGACGACUUUGAGAGCCUGGACGCGUACAAUGACUAUCUUUACAUGGUGGAAUGCCUCACCGACGACCUUGUCAACGGAAACGACGAGGCUCGCAAGAAGGCCGAAGUCCAGCUCUCCGAAUGGGAGGCCCAGCACAAAGCCGAGAUUGAGCGCAACCGCAAACUCGCCCGCGAAUCCGACGAAUCACGGCAGAAACGUCUCGCCCUGGAACAAGAGGCUGCUCGACAACGCCGUAUCCAGGAACUGCAGGAGGAUGCCGACGAGAGAGCCAAUGCCGCGCGGUUCCGGGAGGAGAUGCUCAAUUCCCUGCAGAACGCAGAGCUUGGCCAUGCUGAAGAGACGGUCGAUCGGAUCUUGCUCAAGAAACGAGGACAGCAGAAGCGCGAUGCUACGCUGGAUGCCGUUGCGACGCUGGGAGGCGGCUUGUCGAUUCGUGGUCUGAGAGAGAAGCGUACUGCCGUGUUGGAUGAUAAACCCUACGAUCCGUUUGGCGGUCUGGAUCUCGCCCCUCAAAGAGUCGAUUUGGGAAGCGAGAACCUAUCGCAGUACAAGAGCGAGUGGCUCGACAUUACGCGCACUAAGGAGGAUUACAUUGUGGGCGGAUACAGCUCCGAGGAGUACCUUACGAGGGCUCUGUUCGAAGCAUUCUCUGGUCUAGGCGUGUUUGUUGCUGAAGACAAGGAUAUUAGAGAGGAAGCAACUGUGGCAGCUUCUUUGGAGGCUGGUGCGGCGGUGCCAGUGGGUAGGAAGAUGGACGUGGAUGAUCCAUUUUGAAGAACGAAUUCUUGACAGCUGUCCCUUAUCGGGAUUGAGAACAUCUCGACAUUGCAAGAUAUCGGGUUUUAAAUUACUCACUCGAUCUUCACUAGAGUAUAAAUGUUUUUGCAUUUCAAGGCGUUAGCGGGGGGUCAUGUGUUGAAAUUAUAACAAGGCGAUAUGGGUAGGCGUUUAGAACUUGGAGGAUUUUUGUUUUGUUGAUAUUUCUUUCUUUUUAUUAAUCAAGAUCGAUACCAUGACAUAUUAUUCUAGGCUAGAUAUACAGGCAGUUUGUUCAACAAGAAAUGGCCAUCCAGCAUCUCAAGUUUU
This is a messenger RNA of Trichoderma harzianum CBS 226.95, 1684 nucleotides long. RefSeq lists its product as hypothetical. NCBI's taxonomy places the organism in Eukaryota, Fungi, Ascomycota, Sordariomycetes, Hypocreales, Hypocreaceae. Gene Ontology annotation, cellular component: transcription factor TFIIH holo complex. Gene Ontology annotation, molecular function: cyclin-dependent protein serine/threonine kinase activator activity. Gene Ontology annotation, biological process: nucleotide-excision repair; positive regulation of cyclin-dependent protein serine/threonine kinase activity; regulation of transcription by RNA polymerase II. Bases 242 to 1372 code for a protein of 376 amino acids. The transcript has a single exon. The record is from RefSeq and is a predicted model, not a curated record.